AAGCAAAUGCAAAAGAGGGAGGGAAAAAGAAAAGCCAAGGUCCCGCUACCAAACAACAACAAAGCAGCAACGCCAGCAGCGCCCACACGACGGAUCUCGAUUAUUGAUUUUCCCCCCUGCAAGCUGAAUGCAAAAAUGCAUUCCGACAGUGUGUACCGGCUCGUUGACGAGCUGGUCGAGGCGAUUGGGCAAGAGUGCGGUGCGCGGGCGGACGGCAAAACGGUGAAAAAGUGUAAAUCGCGAGCAUUUGGAAUAUUGCUGGGCAAACCGGACCAUCGAGCACCGCCACCGCGAGUUGGGGCGAGCGUAUCGGAAUGCCCCGUUACACCCGCGCCAACCGAUCCGCUCGCAAUGCUGGAAUGCCAUCAGUUCGAGAUGCAGAUGACGGCCCGGUACAAAUAUCAGAUGGUGCGGUGCGAACGGUUCGAGCGGCUGCUGGAUCAAAUCCGACGCGACACCUGCGGCGAAUGGCCGCUGGCCGAAUCCGACUGUUCCUUGUUGGAGUUUUUGCUGUCGCUGAAAAAUUCCACCUCCGACCGCGGUGACGUGCUGGCGGAGAACCCGUUCUUUGGGCACAGCAAAAUGCCUGCCGCACGCUACGGACCCUACCCGAUCUUCCGACCCGAGGACUUCCACAUCGAUGGCCGGCUGGUGGCCGCUUGCUACGACCGGAAAGCGAAUCCGUAUCUCUUCCGCGCCACUAAUGGUGUCUUCACCGCAAACAUUGCCCACAUACUUGCAAACGAAUCGGCGCGGAACGAUCCGCUGGCGGCCGAUUGUUCCUAUUUUAGUGACAAAAUGGCAAGCUUGAACCAUUACCAGGGUCCGUUUCGGUACAAUCUGCUGCGAGCGGUUCGGCAAGCGACCAACGGUGAACCGCCGUACGAGCUUGUCACGAACUUUGAGCUAGUUCCUGCGGGAAAGCCAGCGAAACCGGUGGAAGAAUCGCUCAUAUUUGGUAUGAAUUGGGAAAAUCUCGGACAGCAGUAUGUGCCGGAAGAGAAACCGUUCGCGUCCGAGUGUGCGGGAGCACUGUUUCGGUUCACCGCGGUGCAGGCGAGUGCAAUGGGGCAUGCACUUUCGGAGAAGAAAGUCGUUUCGCGGGCCAAUUUCAUACGCGACAUUAAAUUUCUUAUUACCGGUGUAAGCUCCAGCUUGUUCCAUUUUGACGAGCGCAAUCGCUUCCGCGCACUUCCCAACAUUACGAUCGAGGAUGUGCGCAUCGAAUCGAUACAAUCGUUUGUGGAUCAAGCGCUCGAAAUCGGCACCUGCUUCCGACGGCUGCUCAUGAUGACCCGCAAAAACCCGUACACGCUCGAGCUCAUCAUGGAAGGGUUCGUGUUUAGGGCGUUUUGUGAGAGUGUGGAAAACUUCCUCUGCUGCUACCGCGUGCUCGUAAACAGCUACGCCGGGGAAUCGAUACUGCAGCUGCUGCAAAUGCUUUCCCCGGCCAACGAGCAGCUGCUGUCGAUGGCAAAAUUGUGCAGCCUGCAUCCGGGCAAUGAGAGCGAUCGCGAGUUUCCGACCGGUUCGAUGCUGCUCGAUCAUCUGUACCGGGAGCUGAUACAGGUGACGCAGCCCAGCGUGAGCGUGUUCCUGCUGUCGACGCUGCGGCGGUGCUGUUUGGAGUAUUUUGCGAUCUUCCAGCGGUGGCUGUUUCAGGGCCAGCUGCACGAUCCUUCCGGGGAGCUGUUUGUGUUUUUUGUCGAUCACUAUCGAUCGAACACGAAGCAUUUCUUCGAUAAGGCGUACUUUAUCCGGCGGAAGAGUGUGCCGGGAUUUCUGAAGGGCUACGAUGAGGACAUUUUGCUGUGCGGAAAGUACGUGAUGCUGCUGCGAGCGUUUCGACCGUUGCACCCUCUCUUCACCCUGCGCCAUCCCGAGCUGACCGUGUGCCUUUCGUUCGCGGAAAUCCAGACGAUGCGCACGCAAUGGUUGCGCUACGUCGCCAAGGCGCGCCAGCUCUGCGGCCCGGCCGUGUCCGUGCGCGAGCUGUACGAAACAAAGCAGAGCGAGCAGGUCGAGUUCUACCGCCUGGUGGAGGAAAACUUCCGCACUUACAUGGACGCGUGGCGGGUGGAGCAGGAAACGGAAGCGCAGGAGCAGAAGCGCCGCAAGCAGAAGCAGAUGGCCGACCUGCUCGACCACCUGAACGAGAUCCGAGAGAGCAAGCUGCUGGCGAAGCGGGCGGAGCUGCAGGAGGAGCUGGCGCUCGAGCAGGCCCGCAUCGAGCAGGAGAAUCGGCAGCUGCUGGGGGAAAAUUUGGAGCUUACCGGUCGGGUGAAGAAGUACACGGCCCUGAACACGCUGAUGGAUGAGAAGCUGGAGGCGCUGCGGGCCGCGUCCGGCGAGCUGAGCAUUGUGCCGGUGGUAACGGUGACAGUGGACGGGACGGACGGGACGGUGAGUGAGGAAGCUCCGUUUGAGAGUUGUCGCGAGAGCCGUGCGAGCAACGUGACAAGCGUAUCCAUCUACGAGGAUGCACAAAAGUCACCUGCGUGCAGUGUGGACUCGUCGCCGUACGGGGCGGACAGUACGAGCAGCUACGGUUCCGCCGGGAAGGGCGAUCUUUCCACGUCCGGUGCGGAAGAUCUGGACUGUACGCUCGUGGAGGGACCGAUCGUGCCAACGGUGGAGUCGCCGACGGCCGUGCUGGACAGUGAUCGCCUCAAUUCGAACGUUCCAACCGUCAGCGAAGGGGAACGGAACCGGGCGAAGGUGUUGGGCUCGACGGUGGGCGACUUUCUGAACGAGGAUCACGCAAACGCCAACGUGGAGCAGCUGGUCGGGGCCACUGCGAGUGUGGGACUGCGCAAACUGACGGAGGCACAGCGCAACAAGCUUAAAAUCCUAUCGCAAGAGUUUGAAAUCGCUCCGCCGGACGAGCCCGCCACGAUGGAUGAGAACUGUAAUCGGCUGGCCGAGCGGCGGAAGAAUCGGGAGCGCAUUCUUAUAAGCGAUUACACCAGCAGGGAGGAGGAAGCGGCACCGGGUGGUCAGCCGGUGCCGGGGCGGGAGCUGAGCGAGCUGCAGAAGAAUCGCAGGAAGAUUAUGAGCCAAGAGUACAAUCUGCUUACGGACGAGGCGGUUUGGGAUGGCACGGGCGGACGGGAUCCGAACCAGAAGCGCACGAUGUACUUGAACCUGGACUCGGACCGGGCGCGGAACCGGCGCCGAAUACUGGAAUCGGAGUUCGACAUUGCGACCGGGGUGGAAAACUUUCCCGCCUCACCGAUGUCCGUGGACAGUGAUACGGUGGACGAGUCGGCCAGUCCAUCGGUGGCGAUGACCGCCUCGGGCACAACGCCAACCAUCACUGGCGAGCAGGACGUUAAUGCGAAUCCGGUAGCAGGAAAAGGAGCCGGCCUAAAGCUGGACGUUCUGGCGGCGGCCGAUGCAGCGGAACGGUUUGGCAUCGAGCGGCGAUUUGGCAUUCCCGAUACGGCCGCGCUAGAGCUGCAAACCCCGGCCAGUGCGAUGAAAGCGACUGGCGAGGUAGGGGACGCUCUCGAUGGAGGGUUUGAUUUUACGCGCGCCCAAGCACUGGAACGAAGGGAAGGGCCGAGCGGUUGCAAUAGCUUGGUGCCGGUGGCCGCUUCCGGUGUUGCUGUGGAGCUGACCGAGGAGGAGGAUGACGAGAUUUAUCGCGAAUUUGUCGCUGCAAUGAAGCAGCAAAGUGAGAACUUUUGUCGACUAGCGAUCCCGACGUCGGAUAGCGACACUUCGGCACACGUAGGCGCUUCAAAAGCACUGGAAAAGGAGCUCAACAGUGUGGACGUCCUUACGAUCACACGCUUCCUGCAGUACUCGCUCGUCAUUCCUCUGAAAGCGCACAUGGAGAUCGUGAACAACGAGAUACUGAAGAUGUAUCUGUACGAUCUGGACGUGCUCGGGCAUUUCGAAAGCCUCCGCAACUACUUCCUCCUGAUGGACGGUGAGUUUUCCACCCACAUCUGUGACAAUCUGUUCCAGCGGCUCGAAACCGUACGCACGCCGGAGGAGCUGCUGAACUACCAAACGCUUCACUCCAUCCUGGAUGGGGCGCUGUACUCGAGCAAUGCCGGCACGGACCGUAAUGCCGACCGGCUGUCCUUCAUCGUGUGCCAGGUGCCGGAAAAGUUUGACCUCUACUCGCCGAACGUGUUCAGCAUGCUGAACCUUAGCUACCGGGUCGAGUGGCCCCUCAAUCUAAUCUUCUCGAACGAAACGAUCGAACAGUACACGAACGUGUUCAAAUACCUGGUGAAGGUUCGCCGCGUUAGCUACGUGCUGGAGGAUUCCUUCCAGCUGCUAAAGGAAGCGAGCAGGCGGCUGGGGAAACCGUUGCUCCAUUCGCCCCAGUACGCCCGGGUGCAGCUGAUCCGCCACAAGCUGUCCCAUCUGGUGAACGCGCUCAAGAACUACAUCACGAGCAGUGCGCUGCACGCGUCCUGGGAAACGUUCCGGGAGGAUCUGCAGGACGCGACGGAAACGAUGGAAGACCUGUUCCGCAAGCAUCGUACGUACCUGAAGCGGGUGAUCUUCCUGUGCCUGCUGAACAGGAGAAGCAUCGAGUUUUACAACAACAUCGAGCAGAUCUUUCGCGUGGUGUUGCGGUUCUACAGGCACCUGCGUUCGAAGGAGUGGCGGCUGCAGGAGGAAUCGCAGCAGUACUACGUGCAUCCACGCUACCGGUCGAUGCUGGACGAUGAGAUCGACUUUGAGAAGCUGAUCAAGUACACGAUCUUCCUCGGGAACAAGAUGUACGACCAUGGGUACCAGAAGGAAAUAUCCGAGUUCCUGCACGUUAUCAAUAUCAAUGGUUAUUACGAUGAUGUGAAGCCUGCUGCUAGUUAAAUGGUGUUGUCUGUUUCUUUGCACAAAGGUUUUGUUGAGGUUACAGUGAUGGUCUGUGAUGGCCAGAGUUUCGUUCCAGCUGAAAGCGACCGGUAAUAAUUUCCUUCUUGUUUUACACAGUUAAUCGUUACUACUUCCCAAGUCAAUCGUUACUACUUCCCAACUGUACAGUGCACACUCGAAUAUUGAAGAUCUGUUUCGGUAGGAUAACUUAUGCUACUGUUAGUAUGUGUUUUUUAUGUAUUUAUAAAUGUACAGUCGUUUAGCAAAAUGUCUCCGAAUGUGGGGGCGUAAUACUCCAAUAAACAUUAUGUGUACAAAAGAAAAAAGUUA
Anopheles arabiensis is the source of this 5169-nucleotide messenger RNA. RefSeq lists its product as uncharacterized. The record is from RefSeq and is a predicted model, not a curated record. Lineage: Eukaryota; Metazoa; Arthropoda; Insecta; Diptera; Culicidae. The coding region runs from base 7 to 4836 and encodes 1609 amino acids. The transcript has 4 exons. Gene Ontology annotation, biological process: microtubule nucleation; cytoplasmic microtubule organization; meiotic cell cycle. Gene Ontology annotation, molecular function: gamma-tubulin binding; microtubule minus-end binding. Gene Ontology annotation, cellular component: equatorial microtubule organizing center; spindle pole; centrosome.